AUGGAGAAUAAUAAAUUACCUGAACGAACAUCCUCUUCACAUUCUAAGCAAAACUCUGAUAGUUACAUAAACCACAACCUACCAAAUUUACCUGAUGGCGCUGCAUUGGGUACACCACCAACGCCAUUAAAUGAAUCAAUUGAUGAAUCUUUCGUUACUUCUCACACCUUCCCAACUGAUAUCUCAAACCUAUCAAACGCUGAGACUGCACAUCCCAGCAGCAACGGCGACGAAGAGCUUCCCGGUGGAGUUCGAGGUGCACCUUUCCCAGAUGAAGUUGUACCAACGACCUUUGACGAUAACAUCUACAACUCGUUAUGUGAAUUGGAGUGCGGCAUUCCUCUCCUGUUAGAACGUAUAAAACAAUCAAUGAUUAGCUGCAAAGAAGCUUCCACUUUCCUCAAAAAGAAAGCUCAAAUUGAGGAGGAAUAUGGUAGACAAAUGCUCAGAUUAGCUAAAUCUACAUCUGAGAUGUAUAGUACCACAGAAGGCAAGGCUGGCUCCUUCGUCGAAUCCUGGCAUCAUAUGAUGCGUCUACAUGAAUCCAUUGGAGAAGGCAAACUCAGAUUGGCUACCAGACUCAAUGAGAUCAGCGAUGAGCUCACUCAACUACACAAAGAAGUUGAUAAGAGCCGAAAACAAGCAAAGGAUUAUGGCAGCAGACAUGAGAAACUCCUCCAAGAAGCUGAAGUUAAUACAGAGAAAAGCAAGCACCGCUUCGAUACUGUCGCAGAGGAAUUGGAACGCGUUCUUAUUAUCAAAGAAGGCGAAAGCUUAAAAGAAGGAUCAAUAUCGCGUGCGGCUAAUGCCAAUGCUGGAUCAUCUCAAUCGUCAGUCUAUGCAGACAAGAAGGGUGGCUUCUCCAAGAUGCGUAAAGGCGCUGGUUUCUUUAGAGGACGCAAUCCGGGUCAAAUUCUUAAACAGGAAGAGGAUAUCCGUAAUAGAAUUUCACAAGCAAGUGACUCCUUCAAACGUAACGCACAAGAAAGCUCAAACCUACGCUCAGAAUACUGGGAUAUUUACAUGCCACGUAUCGUCAGAACUCUUAAGGAAUGUUCAGAUGAAAUUGAUUUGGGCGUUCAAUAUCAUUUAGAACGUUACGCUUUCUUGUUAGAAAAUGCACUUCUUAAUGAAGGUGUAACUGUUACCCCAUUAGCGAAAGAAGAUGGACCUGGUUUGAGAUCAUUAGUUGAACGUAUUGAUAACCAGAAAGACUUCAAGACAUUUAUGCAGAAUUUCGCAGUAGCACAACCAAAGUCAACUGGACCAACUAGGUAUGGACCAGAAUAUGAAAAUCAAGGCAAAGCAUUCUCUCCAUCGCAUUCAUAUGCACGUAUACCAUCUGCCUCACAUUCACAAAAUCAAACACCAAAAGCUAGUAUUACUUCAUUACCACCUUUACCAGCUAAAAAGACAUUCGGAAUUGAUCUUACAGAUCAAAUGGUUAGAGAUGACGUUGAAAUUCCAACAGUCGUCGAAAAAUGUAGUCAAAUUAUAGAAGCUCAAGGUUUAAAGAGUCAAGGUAUCUAUAGAUUGUCUGGAACAACGUCGAAAGUGCAAUCAUUGAAAGCUAAAAUCGAUCAAGACGUUGAUGGCAUUGAUUUAUUCCAAGAAGAGGAAGCAAUGGAUAUCAACGUUGUCGCUAGUGUAGUCAAACAAUGGUUUAGAGAGUUACCUGAGCCGCUUCUCACUUUCUCACUUUAUGCUCAAUUCGUCGAGGCUGCUAAAGUUGAAAAUGAUAGAUUGAGACAUAUAAAGCUUCAUGAGACAGUAAAUCAAUUACCUGAUUGCAACUAUUCCACAUUAAAAUACCUCAUGGGUCAUCUGGACAAGGUAAAAGAGAAGUAUGAAGUAAAUUCAAUGCACACCUCCAAUCUUGCUAUAGUAUUUGGACCAACACUCCUCAAUCCACCUCCAGAAGAACAAGCUAAAGGUACUGCAUUGGCCGAUAUGCAGUAUCAAUGUAAAGCUAUUGAGACUAUACUAGAAAAUUAUGUUGCAAUUUUCGUUGAAGAAGAGCAGUAAAUUGCGAUAUAUUAUAACUCACAAAGCGCGAAUUCUUGAAGAAAACACUUUUAAAUCAAUUCAAUUGAAACCAAUUUAUUUAUCUACAGUUAAUUCAGUCAGAUUAGUUCAUGUAUAAUCAUCCAAACACGAACAUCAAAGAUCAUCUUGUCUUUCUAAAUCACUUCCCUGGUUUCUUUACAAGCCAGUUUAAUUUCAAUUUGCUUAAUACAACAUUGUACAUUCCAAACAUCUUUCAAUACCC
This is a messenger RNA of Wallemia mellicola CBS 633.66, 2269 nucleotides long. Its product is annotated as RhoGAP-domain-containing protein. Gene Ontology annotation, biological process: signal transduction; regulation of GTPase activity. Bases 1 to 2025 code for a protein of 674 amino acids. The record is from RefSeq and is a predicted model, not a curated record. Gene Ontology annotation, cellular component: cytoplasm. Lineage: Eukaryota; Fungi; Basidiomycota; Wallemiomycetes; Wallemiales; Wallemiaceae. The transcript has 4 exons.